This is a messenger RNA of Endocarpon pusillum Z07020, 1125 nucleotides long. RefSeq lists its product as uncharacterized. Bases 1 to 1125 code for a protein of 374 amino acids. The record is from RefSeq and is a predicted model, not a curated record. NCBI's taxonomy places the organism in Eukaryota, Fungi, Ascomycota, Eurotiomycetes, Verrucariales, Verrucariaceae. The transcript is spliced from 6 exons.
AUGGCAUAUCCAAAUCCAGUUCCAGAACAGCAGCGACCUCCUCCCACAGAGACUCGUGGGCCCAUGCUGGUCCAGGCCACAUGGAUUUUGAUUGGCAUCUCCACUCCCUUUGUGGUCGCAAGAGUCUGUGCUCGACUGAGGCAAAUGAAAAAGCUGGGUUGGGAUGACUAUCUCAUGAUUCUAUCACUGCUCUUUGGAAUCAUAACUGGGUCAUUGACUACCAAUUGCGUAAGCCACGGUUUCGGCAAGCACAUCUGGUACAUUUCACCAGAAGAUGCGAAAGAAGCCAUGAAGAUGGCUUUUGUCCUUACCCCAUUCGCGUUCAUGUCCCUGGUCUUUGGGCGGGUGUCCUUUGCGGUGUCCUUGAUCGUGUUGAUCGGCACGGUCAAGUGGCGACGCUGGUUGCUGUACUUCGUGAUCGUCAGUCAGUUCGUGGUCAACAUCAUUCUCAUUGGGGUCGGUAUUGGCCAGUGCAAUCCUGUCCAGAAGUACUGGAACCGGCCACUUCCCGGGAGCUGUUUGGAUCGUAGGAUUCAUAGGAGACUGGGCUACGCGCAAGGAGGCUUCAACAUCUUUGCUGAUCUGGUCCUUGCUAUCAUGCCUGCCAUCGUCAUAUCAAAUCUCCAUUUGAAGAGCAAAGCCAAGUUCGGUCUUAUGAUCCUUAUGGGUCUUGGUUUAUUCAACAUGAUUGCUGCCAUAGUCACUGUGACGGAACUGAGCAGAAUCACCACUGUUGAAGACAAAACAUACGAGUUCGUCAUAGCCGACAUAUGGGGACUAAUUCAAACCCACCUCGUCAUCGUAAUCGCAUCCAUCCCCUUUCUCCGCCCGCUCUUCACCGGCAAAGAUUAUUUCCGUUGGGCGUACUACCGCUCCCUCUUAGCCCGUUAUUCCCAUAGAAGCCGCUCUGGCUCAGACCGACAUCGCAGAGACAGUAGUCAAACAGGCGAUACGCUAUGUGAGGAUGAGAAGGGUGAUGCAAAGGCAUUUCACAGUCUACCACAUAUCCCUAGAAGCAAGUUCGCCACUACUACGCUUCGGAACGCAGGUAUGGAAACUGAUACGCAAACGGGUUUCGACCGGAUGAGUUAUCUAGAGGCUGGGCAAGUUCCUGCAAGACAAUAG